UGUGUGCUCUAGGGCAACGGUGUCUAGAUGGGAUUUGUAUUUGUGGUUCUGACAACCUGACCUUUUUUGGAACACCAUUAUUUAUGUCAUACUGAGAUUUACUGUCAGGGCCCAGGUCUGACAGAAUCUGUGCAGAAGAUCUAGGUGCUGCUGCAGGCCCUCCUAGGUUGGGGACAGAAGAACCAGAUCAUCAGCAAACAGCAGACAUUUGACUUCAGAUUCUAGUAGGGUGAGGCCGGGUGCUGCAGACAGAUGCCAAAUUGAGUCAAAAGCUUUUUUGACAUCAACAAAGGAUGAGAAGACUUUGCCGUUGUUUUGGUUUGUUUGUCAAUUAGGGUGUGCAGGGUCAAUAUGUGGUCUGUUGUAUGGUAAUUUGGUAAAAAGCCAAUUUGACAUCAAUCAAUCAAAUUAAUUUCUAAAGCCCUUUUUACAUCGGCCGAUGUCACGGAGUGCAAUACCAAAACCCAGCCUAAAACCCCGAACAGCAAGCAAUGCAGAUGUAUAAGCAUUUUCACUGAGGAAAUGUACGAGUCUGCAGAGGAUUUUCCCAAGAUUGCUGUUGACGCAUAUCCCACAGUAGUUAUUGGGGCCAAAUUUGUCUCCACUUUUGUGGAUUGGGGUGAUCAGUCCUUGGUUCCAAAUAUUGGGAAAGAUGCCAGAGUUGAGGAUGAUGUUAAACAGUUUAAGUAUAUCCAAUUGAAUUUGUGGUAUGUAUAUUUUAUUAUUUCAUUUAGGAUACCAUCAACACCACAGGCCUUUUUGGGUUGGAGGGUUUGUAGUUUGUCCUGUAGUUCAUUCAAUGUAAUUGGAGAAUCCAGUGGGUUCUGAUAGUCUUUAAUAGUUGAUUCUAAUAUUUGUAUUUGAUCAUGUAUAUGUAUAUGUUUUUGUUCUUUGUUAUAGAGCCAAAAAGAUUUUAGAAAAGAACUUUAACUCUUCACGUUAUAGUUUAGUGUUGCCAUUUUCUCUCGCUCCCUCGCUCUGUCUCUACCUCUCUCUGUCUCUUUUUCAAUUCAAUUUCAAUUUAAUGGGCUUUGAUGGCUUAGGAAACAUAUUUUUACAUUGCCAAAGCAAGUGAAAUAGAUAAUAAAAUGCCUCUCUCUCUCUGUGGGCAGACAAUGAGAAAGUUGUGGCUGACUGUGGUGGUUCUUCUGAUACACUUCACUUCACUGAGAGGAUCUAUGGUCCUGGAUGGAAGAUGCCUGUCUAAGCCCACCUGUACUGAGUGUCUGAGAAGCCUUGGCUGUGCCUGGUGUAAACAGAAGGGUUUCCUGGCGCAAGGGGAGCCAGACGAGCGUCGCUGUGACAGGGAGGAGGCUCUGAGAAACAGACACUGCUCUGACGGACAGAUCCUGAACCCCCAGCCUGCAAUACGGAGCAGGGCAGAGGAGCCAAUGGGGACCGUGGUCCAGCUAGAGCCACAGAACCUCCACCUUAAGCUAAGAGUCGGCAUGCCCCAGUCAUUCGAGGUGAGGUUCAGGCGUUCAGAGGGUUAUCCCAUAGACCUGUACUACCUGAUGGACCUGUCUUACUCCAUGAAAGAUGACCUGGAGAACAUUAGGAACCUAGGACUGGAGGUGGUCACUGCCAUGAAGAACAUCACCAGUGCUGUCAGGAUAGGCUUUGGUUCCUUUGUGGAUAAGGUGGUGGACCCCUACGUCAGUACAGUGGAGGCCAAACUGGCCAACCCAUGCAUCGAGGGGGGCAAAGGCCCCUGCCAGCCUGCCUUCAGCUUCAAACAUGUACUGAAGCUCACUGAGGACGUUGAAGAGUUUGAGAGGAAGGUGAGCAAGCAGAGCAUCUCCAGUAACCUAGAUGGCCCAGAGUCAGGCUUUGACGCCAUCAUGCAGGUGGCUGUCUGUCAGGAUGACAUUGGCUGGGGUAAUGUAACUCGGAUCCUGGUCUACACUUCAGAUGAUACCUUCCACCUGGCAGGUGAUGGGAAGCUUGCUGGGAUCUACCAACCAAACGACGGGAAAUGCCACCUGAAUAGCAAUGGGCUCUAUAAUAAGGACACCGUUUAUGACUAUCCCUCAGUUGGACACCUAUCUCAGGUCCUAUCAGCCAAUAACAUCAGGCUGAUCUUUGCAGUGACAGACCAGAACAUUGAAAACUAUGAGGCACUCAGUGAGAUGAUCCCCCAGUCGGUGGUGGGCCUCCUGGAGGAUGACUCCAACAAUGUUGUUCAGCUCAUCUCUGAGGCCUGCAACAACCUAUCGUCUUCCAUCCUCCUGGAGCACCGUGACGUCCCACCAGGCCUGGGGGUCUCCUACAGCUCCCACUGUGGUGAUGACAGGCUAGCUCAGGGGCAGGACAGAGGGGAGUGCAGUGAUGUCAGAAUCAAUCAACAGGUCAAUUUCACAGUUACUGUGACCAGCUCGAGCUGUCUGUCCAAGACAGAGUCUUUCAUCAUCAAAGUGCAGGGUAUCAAUGAAGAGCUGAGGGUUACCGUUGAGACGCUGUGUGAUUGUGACUGUCAGGACUCCGAGGAACAGUCAUCCCAGUGUCAUGGCAAUGGAACAUUCCACUGUGGUAUCUGUAGCUGUGAUUCAGGACACACAGGCCAGCGUUGUGAGUGUGAAACACAGCCGGACAAAGACACCAGUCUGGCCGUAGAGGCCCUGUGUUCACCUGCACAGACAAACAGCACAGGCACACCACUGUGCAGCGGCCGUGGGAGCUGUGUGUGUGGCCAAUGUAUCUGCUGGGGCCAACACAGGGGCCAACACUGCCAGUGUGACGACAUUAGCUGCAACCGUCACAACAACAUGAUCUGUGGCGGUAAUGGGAAGUGUGACUGUGGUAACUGUGAGUGUUUCCAUAACUACACAGGCCCUGCAUGUGAAUGCUCUACCCUCACAGAUCAGUGCCAGACCAGUAACGAUGGAAUCUGCUCUCACCGAGGACAAUGUGAAUGUAAUGAAUGCCAUUGUCACCCUGGUUUCUUUGGCAGGCACUGCACCAAGCCCCUGGCACCAUGUGACACAUACCGGGCCUGUGUUGAUUGCAUGUUACAUGAGUCAGCCAUAAACAUGUGUCACCGUCGCUGUGGCUCUGCCAAGCCUAUCCGCAUCAAUGGGACUCAAUCAUUCACCUGUCAGGAUGAUACUGUACGCUUUAAUGUGGAACUCAUAAAUACUGGUGACAUUUUUGUCUACUACACAGAUACUUCAAGAGGGAUUGACCCAUGGAUUAUAAACAUGGGGAAGGCAGUGGUAGGAAUCGUUUUACCGGGUGUCAUCAUGAUAAUAAUCUACCGGCUGAUGUUAGAAGUGUCCUACCAGCGGGAGCGUAGAAGGUUCCUGAAGGAUAAGGAGAAUAUCUGUUGGGAAGACACUCAAAAUCCACUGUUCCAAGAGGCCUUGACAACAUUCACCAACCCCAUGCAUGUGUUGGAGCCAGAUGCAGAUUGUGCUACAUCAACCUUUGGGAAAAUAAAACAAAUGUGAUGUGGUCUAUUAUGGCUCAGCUGAAUUGCUGUAGGAGAUAUGAUACUUGGUGGGAUUUUUAUGUGGCUGAAGAUUUUUUGUUGUUAAAUGUACAUGUGAAAGAACCCAAGGAAAGUGGUGUUCUACUUUGUGUUUGAAUAGUAGCUUUCAUAAUCCUGCCAAAAUGUAGAACAUCACAUCACACUCUAUCCAGUGAUCCUCUGAGAUGAAAUAAAUGGUUUAGAAACGUUAUAGCUACUCCCCUAAAAAUGUGUUGCCAUUCUUUGAUAAAACGUACAAAUGUAUCGUAGCCUACAAUAAAAGUACAGUAUUUCAAGAAA
This is a messenger RNA of Salmo salar (Atlantic salmon), 3766 nucleotides long. The record is from RefSeq and is a predicted model, not a curated record. Lineage: Eukaryota; Metazoa; Chordata; Actinopteri; Salmoniformes; Salmonidae.